Messenger RNA from Microthlaspi erraticum, 1308 nucleotides. The record is from the annotation of a GenBank genome assembly. NCBI's taxonomy places the organism in Eukaryota, Viridiplantae, Streptophyta, Magnoliopsida, Brassicales, Brassicaceae.
AUGGGAACAAGAGCAGAGCGUAAUAAGGAAGAUUUUGCUGUUGGUGGGUUUGGAUUUGGAGUUGUAGAAAAUUCGCAUAGAGACGUUAUGGUAAUACCUCACCAUCAUCACCAUCCAUCAUAUCCAUCGCCUUCCUCUUCUUCCUUGUGUUACUGUCCUGCUGGUGUUACCGAUCCCAUGUUCUCUGCUUCAAGCAAUCAGGCAUACACUUCUUCCCUCGGUGAAAUGUUCUCCCUCGCCGGCUCUGGUUCUGGUGCUGUUUCCGUAGCAGAUCCUUUCUUCACCUUGAGCUCUUCAGGGGAGAUGGGAAGAAGUGCUAGUGAAAAGGAAAGUGCAGCUUUCAGUGAAGCUCAAUGGCAGGAGCUUGAGAGACAGAGGAACAUAUACAAGUACAUGAUGGCCUCUGUUCCUGUUCCUUCUGAGCUUCUCUCACCUUUCCCCAAGAACCCACCAAACACUAACAAUCAAGAUGUGACAGUGGCAGUGGCGAAAGGAGGCUCAUUGAAGCUAGGGAUAGCUUCAAACGCAAGCAACAACGCGUCUGAUCUGGAGCCAUGGAGGUGCAAGAGAACAGACGGGAAGAAAUGGAGGUGCUCCAGAAACGUGAUCCCUGAUCAGAAAUACUGUGAGAGGCACACACACAAGAGCCGUCCUCGUUCAAGAAAGCAUGUGGAAUCAUCUCACCACAACGACACUCGUACCACUACUACUAAGAACGACACCAACAACAACCAGAUCGCUAGAACUUACCCUCAGUUUUACGGACAUCCCGUAAGCCAGUUCCCAGUUCCUCCUGCUGUUCCGUCUGCUUCCUCUUCAUAUGACCAUAACAGAGAGCUGAGGUGGUUUAUGAAAGAAGGUGAGACCAUAGCAACUCUAAGCCCUGAGAUUCACGAGGCUGUUCCGCUGAAGGUUGGAUCAAGCAGAGAGGCUCUCAAACGCGGAUUCGAUUACGAUCUGAAUUUCAGGGAGAAGGAGCCAUUAGUAGACCAAGGCUUUGGAGCAUUGCAGGGACUGCUGAGUCUAAACCAGACACCACAUAACAACCAAGAGACGAGGCGGUUUUUCUUGGAAGGGGAGCAAGAAGAUGAAGCAAUGGGAAGCUCUCUGUCACUGUCAAUGGCAGGAGGAGGCAUGGAGGAAGCAGAGGGAACGAACCAGCACCACCAGUGGAUUAGCCAUGAAGGGCCAUCGUGGCUAUGCUCAACAACACCAGGUGGACCAUUGGCUGAAGCACUGUGUCUUGGUGUCUCCAUCAAUCCGAGUACUAGUACUACUACUAGUAGCUGCAGCAGAAGCUCAAGCUGA